AUGGAUGAAAUUGUACCCUUUAAUUACUUCCGAAGAGGAGACCAUCUCAUCGCUGGACUUGUCACUACAGAAAUCAACCAGCAUCCCACACUCUUACCAGAUAACAUCACCCUCGGCUACACCGUCUAUGAGAAUGCUGUGCAUCCCAGGUUGACGUAUGAUGCCUUGAUAGACCUGCUACCCUCUUCCCAGGAGACAAUUCCGAACUACAAAUGUGGAAGGCAGAAUCACCUGUUGGUUGUUCUUGAAGGGUCUGAGUCCAGCAUCUUCACUGAUGUUUCAAUGCUCUUGAGCACCUACAAAGUCCCUCAGGUCAGCCAUGAUUUUAAUUCAGCAGUUCUUAAGGAUAAAACUCGGUUUCCUUUCUUCUACCCAAUGGCCCCAAAGAAAGAAGUCCAGUACCUGGGAAUUGUCAAACUGCUUCUGUAUUUCCGAUGGACGUGGGUUGGUCUCUUUGCUCCAGACAGUGACCUUGGGGGAAAGUUCAAGGGCACCUUGACACCUCUCAUGCUCAGGAGUGGCAUCUGUGUCGCUUUUGCAGAGAGCAUCUCAGAACAUGGUGCUAAUUUCAUUGCUCUGUCAGAGGAAAGAACGCUACGGUUGUAUUCAUCUCUCACUCAAGGCCUUGUCAAUGUCUUUGUUUUCUAUGGAGAUGUUCUAUCCAUAGUACUUCUUGAAAUACUCAUACAAAAGGCUGAAGUAGAAAAUGUCAGACCAGGCAAAGUUUGGAUCACAACUCUUUUGCUGGACUCCCUCUUCAGCUUGGAAUGUGUUUCUUCUUCCUUUGAGAUUCCUAUGCAUGGAUCUCUCUCCUUCAUGACCCAGACAAAGAAAAGGAUGAUAUAUAAUUACUUACAAGUCUGUAACCCUCUUAUCAAGCAGUUCAUGAAGACAGCAUUUGAUUCCUCCUACUCAAAGCUCAUUCUGUCUGCAAGAGGCCACCUGAGAUGCAGAGAGAAAGAGGGGCUGGAGGACAGGGGCUGGGAGAUCCUGAAAGAACGCCUGCCUCCCAGGGCCUACAAUAUUUACACCUCCAUCCAUGUGGUGGCACAGGCCUUAUAUGCUGCCUACUCAUCCAGGUCUGAGAGGAGGAUGAGGGCUGGUGGAGACAGAUGGGAACAUGAACCAAUACAGCCUUGGCAGCUUCAUCGUUUCCUGAGACAUUACCAGUUUCACAACAUUUCUGUGGAUGGAACAGAUUUGGGUAAAAACAGGGACUUGGGAGCCAACUUAGAUAUUGUGAACACGAUUCUCUUGCCCAAUGCUUCUCUCUUGAGCGUGAAAAUUGGGAGUAUAGAAAAACAGGCCUCUGGGGAGAUGAAGCUGACCAUUGAUCAAGAUGCUAUUGUGUGGCCCACCUGGUAUAAGCAGAUGCUGCCUGAUUCCAGGUGUACCAAGAGCUGCCUCCCUGGGUAUGUGAAAGUGAAGCUGGAAGGAAAGCCCAUCUGCUGCUAUAACUGUUCUUUGUGUGGCGAAGGAACCAUCUCCUCUCAGGAAGGUUUUGUGGAAUAUGAAGAAAUUCGCAUUGUCAUGGAUAUGGAUGAGAUUUCCAUGAUGCUGAAGUCACUCUUUUCCUUUCCAGAUGCAGAUCGCUGCACCAAGUGCCCAGAAGAUCAGCAUCCCAACCAGGACCACACUCACUGCAUUCCCAAAGAUAUCAGUUUCCUUUCUUAUGAAGAAAUUUUGGGGGUUAUCCUCAUUGUUUUGGUCCUGUUUUUCUCCAUAGUCACACUUCUAAUUCUAGGAAUCUUCAUUAAAUAUACUGACACGCCGAUAGUCAAAGCCAACAACCGAGACCUCACCUACAUUCUUCUCAUCUCACUCCUGCUUUCCUUUCUGUCCUCCCUUCUCUUCAUCGGCCAGCCAAGGAGAGUGACCUGCCUCCUCCGACAAACCACCUUCAGCACCAUCUUCUCCAUUGCUGUGUCUUCUGUGUUGGCUAAAACGAUCACUGUGGUGGUGGCCUUCAUGGCCACCAAGCCAGGAAGCAGGAUGAGGAAAUGGCUGGGGAAGAGUUUGACAAACUCUAUUGUCAUUCUAUGUUCCAGUGUUCAAAUGGGCCUCUGCGUCAUCUGGCUUUGCACCUCUCCCCCUUUCCCAGAGCUUGACCUGCACUCUAAUAGCAGACAGAUUAUAUUGCAAUGCCAUGAAGGGUCUGUGGUCAUGUUUUAUGGUGCCCUGGGCUACAUGGGCUUCCUGGCAACCAUUUGUUUCACAGUGGCUUUCUUGGCUAGGAAACUUCCUGAUGCCUUCAAUGAAGCCAAGCUGAUCACCUUCAGCAUGCUGGUCUUCUGCAGUGUUUGGGUGUCCUUUGUCCCCACCUAUCUGAGCACCAAGGGAAAAUACAUGGUAGCGGUGCAGGUCUUCUCCAUCUUGACCUCCAGUGCUGGGCUGCUGGGUUUCAUCUUCAUCCCCAAAUGUUACAUCAUUGUAGUGAGGCCUGAUCUGAAUAUCAAGGACCAUCUCAUGAUGAAAAGUCAGGAUGAAAUUUGAUUC
Molecule: messenger RNA, 2496 nt
Organism: Heteronotia binoei (common prickly gecko)
Lineage: Eukaryota; Metazoa; Chordata; Lepidosauria; Squamata; Gekkonidae
Product: vomeronasal type-2 receptor 26-like
Exons: 6
Coding region: 1-2493 (830 amino acids)
Biological process (GO): G protein-coupled receptor signaling pathway
Cellular component (GO): membrane
Molecular function (GO): G protein-coupled receptor activity
Source: RefSeq, a predicted model, not a curated record